Messenger RNA from Colletotrichum destructivum, 1549 nucleotides. Its product is annotated as Putative peptidase C45, hydrolase domain-containing protein. The record is from RefSeq and is a predicted model, not a curated record. The transcript has 2 exons. The coding region runs from base 305 to 1369 and encodes 354 amino acids. NCBI's taxonomy places the organism in Eukaryota, Fungi, Ascomycota, Sordariomycetes, Glomerellales, Glomerellaceae.
GUUUUGUUUGCCUCGAAUUUGAUGGAAGCCACAACAGCAACGAAUUUUCCUAGUUCCUUUCGCAACAAUAAUUGGUUUACCGAGAAUCAUCAUCCGAUAGAUAACGGUUCCGGGAGUUUCCCGCGGAUAGUCAGUCGCCGCCUAAACAAAACCAAUCGGAACCCUUUGUGUAACGGAGGCAUUCCCCCGCAUCCUUAUCAGCAUCUCUCCGUCUGGUAAUGAGAAAGGUCUUCCUGCUGAGCCGCUCACGGGAUUGAACUAGUUUUUAUUUCGCAAGCACCUACACCUCUCAACACUCAGCGCCAUGCUAGAAAUACAUUGCUCCGGGACGCCAUAUGAGAUUGGCCUGAAACACGGCCUAGAGGCACGAGACCGUGUUCGGGGGUCUCUUGCCUUUUACAGCGGUCUUUUCAAGACUACCUGCGCCAUGGACUGGCCAAGUGUUUGUGAGGAAGCAUCAAAGUAUGUGGUGACACUUGAAAAGCUGUGCCCCAGGUACUUUGAGGAAAUUCGCGGGAUCGCAGACGGCGCUGAGGUUGGACUGCUGGAUGUCGUCGCCCUCAACGUUCGGACUGAGAUCAAUUUCGGACUAUUCACCAAGCAACCUUCUUUACCCAUUCAAAGCGAUGGCUGUACCAGCUUGGCCGUGAAGACAUCAGCAGAUGGCUCGUGGUUAGCUCAAAACUGGGACUGGAUGGUUGAGCAAAGCUCGAAUCUCAUCGCCUGCCACAUCACUCAACCUGAGCUUCCCAAGAUAUUUAUGAUAACCGAGGCCGGCAUUAUUGGCAAGAUUGGCUUCAACAGCGCCGGAGUGGGGGUGUGUCUUAAUGCAAUCCGGGCUUAUGGUGUUGACCAAACGAAACUACCUAUUCACCUGGCGCUGCGCAUCGUUCUUGAGUCUGGCUCGAAGGACGAAGGAAUCGACAAGCUCGCCAAGACAGGUGUUGCCGGCAGUGGUCACAUUCUAGUGGCGGAUCCUACCGGUGGGACGGGACUUGAAUGCACAAGCAAGGCCAUUCUAAAGAUUCCAAUCGAUGAACAGGGCCUUAUCGUUCACUCCAACCACUUGCUUCUGGAACAUCCUGGCGUUGUUGAGCCGCCGUGGCUUCAAGAUUCACACAAAAGAGUGGUUCGACUGAGAGCACUUGCGGAGAAGCAGAUUGCAGGGGGCGGUGCUGUUAGCACGCCCCAAUUAUUUGAUCUCUUCAAAGACCAGGAGGGGUAUCCAGGGUCCAUCAACCGACAUCAGGUACAGGAUUGCAAGACACAGACUCUGUUCAACAUCAUCAUGGAUCUAUCCGGAAAGCGAGCAACCGUCACGUUUGGCCGUCCCACGGAGAAUGGCGAGCGGAUAGAGUUUAGCUUUUAGCGAGGCUCUUCGCUGGCUAUCGCAUCCGAAUAUUAGCGGUGUUAAGCUCACGAUGCUGGCGAACAGCGGCUCUGAUGAGACCUCGGUCUCCAAAGGUGCCAUUAUCUCAAGUUCAUAUCGGUCAAAUCAAUAGUGAUAAUUUCUGAGGCUGCGCCUGACUUGCUGGGAACGUAGUGAAUU